CUUGACGUAUGAGCAUGUUUUCUUGACAUACAUGCUCAUACGACAUGGAACAAGUCAGUUCCAAUAAAAAGGUAAUCAACUUUAUUGGUUAACUAGAAACGAACCAUAUUUCACACUACACGUUUCACUAAAGCUACUGCUAUAUACAUAUUCGGUUUUGUUUGUUUUAAACAUGCACGUAUCCUUGGUUUCAUCGGAGCAUAAUUUAUUCACAGCAAUUAGUUCUCAUGAUCAAUACAGAAGCUUUGCUUGACAUUAUCACUGUGUGUGUUGGGUGAGGGGGAUAAAAGAUAAAUAUAUUUGUUGUUUAUUACGAAUGCUUAGCUAAUUUUGUGAAACACGCAUUCAUAAAAAACAAAUAAAUUACAAGACCAUGUGUCACUUGUGAUGAGGUUGCAUUCACAAAAAGAACAUAGUACCGCUGUCGUGUCACUAGCUCAAAGAGAUUGGUAGGAUCGAGAAGGAAUAAAGAGUGUUAAAAUAGUAUAGUUUACACUGCUUUAUACCAUAUCCAAGUAAUAAUAUAAUUAUAACCUUUAAGUAUACUGGGCUUAAGCAGAAUGAAGCCUGCUGUAGCAUUUCUGUUUGCCGUUACAAGCCUUGUGUUAGGAGUUAAUGUGAGAGCUUGCUGCAAUGAUGGCUGGAUACCCUAUCAAGGUCAUUGUUACCACAUUGGUUAUGGGACGUUUCUUACAUUUUCUGAGGCACGGACGUACUGUGACGAUCGUGGUGCUUACCUUGUACGAUUUGACAACAUAGUUGAAAACAAUUUCUUGGCAGACAUUUUAAGGAAAACUAAAGCUGAACAUACGUGGAUGGGAUUGACCGACCAACAUCAUGAAGGAAUCUGGAAAUGGUUUGACACAAACGAGCAUGCUACAUUCUCUGACUGGGGAGCUGGGGAGCCCAACAAUUAUAAUAACGCUGAAGAUUGUGUACACUUCGAUGUCAGUUCCAACUACAAGUGGAACGAUGUGUCAUGCGGCAGUAAAAUGUUACCAUUGUGCAAAAUUGAAUUACAAUAAAUCGCAACAUUUAUUAUCAAAUUAAUAAUGAUAUUUGUAUUGUUAUUAUUUUAAGUUUAUAUUAAAGUUCUGACAAGUUUAUGACUCACAACAGCAUGUAUCGAAUGCCGUGUUGUCCCGUAUUGCACUUUAAACUUGAUUGUAGCCCAUAUUUAGUGUGAUUUUUAAGACAUACCACAUGCUUAAUGUUCAACCCUUUUACAGUUGAACGUUAGGCUUUCCUCUUUUGAUUAAAUCUGACGGACCAAGUGGGAGACUCUAUGAUGAACAGUUCUUAAUUUCAUUAAUGUUCGUGUUCUGCCUAGCUUCGUCGGACCCUUAUAGGUGAUUUUCUUGUUGCUCUGUCUUCCUGUAAGACAUUAAGUACUUUUGUUAUGAUCAUUGUUUCUAUAUGAUAAUUUUGGUGUUAAACUUAUUUUUGGUGCACCAUUAACUGCUUUAAACUCCCCAGCAGUACUUGUGCUGCUAACCGUUCCAAGGUCAGCAAUGAAUGUGAAAUAAUUUGUCAUAACAGAAGCGAAGUACUUUCAUCAAAUAUACAAAAUAGCUUUUAAACAAAGUAAGAAUAAUUAGAAUUUGCUUACAGUUACAGUAACAGCCAAAGUAUUAUCCCUUUUAAAACAAUGUUUCC
This is a messenger RNA of Ruditapes philippinarum (Manila clam), 1656 nucleotides long. Its product is annotated as perlucin-like protein. Bases 561 to 1025 code for a protein of 154 amino acids. Lineage: Eukaryota; Metazoa; Mollusca; Bivalvia; Venerida; Veneridae. The transcript is spliced from 5 exons. The record is from RefSeq and is a predicted model, not a curated record.